AUGGCUGCUGGAAAACCUGGGGGUUACAGAGACAACGAAGUUAGGGGCCGCCGUGAGUCUGAUUUGGGGAUGCAGAGGAAUGGAAAUGGGUAUGCAAAAGUGGAACGGGUUCGGAAUGGGGUUCCGGAUUAUGAGAGGGGUCAGGGUCGGGGUCACGCUCGAGAUAGUAUGGAGUAUAGGAGUAAGGUCAGACAGAAGGAUGUAAAGGAAAGGGAGGUGAUAAAUGGUGGGCAUCACUCCAUUUCUAUUCGAAGUGAUUCUGGAAGUAGCGGUGGUGGUGGUCGAAGGAGACAUGGGCUUGAAAUGAGUACCAUAGAUCGAGAGCCCGGGGAGCUUUCUAGUGAUGGGUCUGAUGUGGCUAUUGAUUCGGAAACUCAAGUUAAGGAAGAGCCUGACAGAAAAAAGAUGGAAAUUGCGGAUCAGCCGUCUCCAGUGCAGAACAAGAAGCGGAAGUUUUCGCCAAUUGUCUGGGAUAGAGACAAUAAGGAGGUAAACAGGACGGUUAAAAGUAGGAGCACUGUAGUUGCAACUAAUUUAACCCCAUCACCUGCAUUGUUGAAAUCUUAUCGGCAGUCACUAAGCCCAAAACCCAACCCGGACGAGAAUGCAAGGAUUUCACCUGCAGAUGAUAAUCAGAUUAGAUUAGAAGCGUCGCCUUCUAAACGUGAACUGAGAUCUGAUUUGUCUGAAAUCCCAGCUGAAACAUCUUCUAUGCAAAUUGAAGAUCAGUUGGCCAAAAAGAUGGAAACAGGGUCUCUCGAUGAUGAUGAUUAUGUACCCACAAGAACCAUUAUUUCCUCCAGGUGGGCUAAUGAUGCUGAUUCCCCUGCCGAUGAAGGCGAGAUUUCGGAUUAUGAAGACAAGCAUAAUUUAAAGAGGAAUUCUGGUGGAGAGUCAACUGAUGUGAGAAGAUUCGAUAAAUCAGUAAGUCCUCAAGAUGGAGAGGUCAAAAGAGAAAGCUCCGUGGGGACUGAAGAGAGGUCCAGUAGGUCGGAUGGACGUGUUAGGUCCUCCAGUAGAGAUAGUUAUCAUGAAGAAGAUGACAAUAACGAAUAUAUGGAAAUAGAUGAGGACCGUACUCAUGACAGUGCUAGAGCUAGCCAUUCGGAGACAGAUUCCGAGGAUGAUCGUGGUUCUCGUGGUACCUCGGAGUCCCCACAACCCCAACAAAGGAGUGUUAAUAUGCUUCAAGGUUGCAGAAGCGUCGAUGAGUUUGAGAGACUCAACAAGAUAGAUGAAGGAACAUACGGGGUUGUCUAUAGGGCCAAGGAUAAGAGGACUGGAGAAAUUGUUGCUCUGAAGAAGGUUAAGAUGGAUAAGGAGAGAGAAGGGUUUCCAUUGACUUCACUGCGGGAGAUAAACAUCCUUUUAUCUUUCGAUCACCCUUCCAUUGUGGAUGUCAAAGAAGUAGUUGUGGGGAGCAAUCUUGACAGCAUUUUUAUGGUCAUGGAGUACAUGGAACACGAUCUUAAGGCAUUGAUGGAGACCAUGAAGCAGCCAUUUAGCCAAAGUGAAGUUAAAUGUCUCAUGCUCCAACUUUUGAGUGGUGUCGAGUACCUCCAUGACAAUUGGGUGCUUCACAGGGAUUUGAAAACGUCAAAUUUACUUUUGAAUAAUUGUGGUGAAUUGAAGAUCUGUGACUUUGGUCUGGCUCGUCAAUAUGGUAGCCCCCUAAAACCAUAUACUCAUCUGGUGGUUACUCUGUGGUACAGGGCGCCAGAACUUCUUUUGGGAGCAAAGCAAUAUUCUACAGCAAUUGACAUGUGGUCCUUGGGGUGUAUCAUGGCUGAGCUAUUAUCAAAAGAACCGCUCUUCAAUGGGAAGACAGAGUUUGAUCAGCUGGACAAGAUAUUUAAGAUCCUGGGAACCCCCAAUGAGACUAUUUGGCCUGGGUAUUCUAAACUCCCUGGUGUUAAGGUGAACUUCGUCAAGCAUCAGUACAACCUAUUGCGUAGGAAGUUUCCACCAACUUCUUUUACUGGAUCGCCUGUGCUGUCUGAUGCUGGGUUCGACCUCUUGAACAAGCUUCUAACUUAUGACCCUCAAAAGCGGAUAACUGCCAAAGAGGCUCUCAACCAUGAAUGGUUCCGCGAAGUUCCACUUCCCAAAUCAAAGGAGUUUAUGCCUACUUUUCCUGCACAUCAUGCGCAAGAUAGGCGAAUGAGAAGAGUAAUGAAGAGUCCUGACCCAUUAGAAGAGCAACGGGUCAAGGAGCUGCAGCAAGGAGAAUUUGGCACUGGUGGUCUUUUUGGCCAGUAG
Molecule: messenger RNA, 2259 nt
Organism: Striga hermonthica
Lineage: Eukaryota; Viridiplantae; Streptophyta; Magnoliopsida; Lamiales; Orobanchaceae
Source: the annotation of a GenBank genome assembly